UAUAUACUGUAUAUGAGAAAGCUUCAAUUAUAACUCGAACAAACAUUGAGGCAAAGCCACAACAAUGUUCUCUCUAAUCUCUUCUCUAUUAUCCCUCCUCUUUCUUAUUCUCAUCCCCUGUCUCUUUAUCACAAGCUAUAAAUGGUUCCCUGCGUUCUUGCCAAAACUCCUUGGACUCAUCAAAUUCAAAGCCGCUCGAGACGGUCAUGAGAACGAGAAACGUGAUGAGGGAACUUGUGUUGUCCGAGAGGAGGAGCUACAAAGAGAGCUGAUGCCGAGGCACGUGGCAUUCAUACUGGAUGGGAACCGUAGAUGGGCCAAACGAGACGGAUUGCUGACGUCACAAGGCCACGAGGCCGGAGCUAAACGGUUUAUAGAGAUCGCCGAGCUCUGCUUCGAACUCGGGAUUCAUACAGUCUCAGCUUUUGCUUUCUCCACAGGGAAUUGGGGAAGAGACAAGGAUGAGGUCAAGUGGCUUAUGUCUUUGUUCCAACACCAACUCAAGUCCAACAGCCAAUACUUUCACAGAAAGGAAAUUCGCGUUUCUGUUAUCGGGAAUCAAACGAAGAUCGAUGAAUCUAUCCUCCAAGAAAUCCAUGAGAUAGAGGAAGCUACGAAAGGCUACAAGAAUAAGCAUCUCAUCGUGGCAAUAGAUUAUAGCGGGAGAUUCGAUAUCAUGCACGCUUGCAAGAGUCUUGUGAAGAAAUCAGAGAGAGGGUUGAUCCGAGAGCAAGACGUUGACGAGGCAUUGAUCGAGAGAGAGCUUCUGACGAAUUGUAGUGACUUCCCAAGUCCUGAUUUAAUGAUUAGGACAAGUGGAGAACAGAGGAUUAGUGACUUCUUCUUGUGGCAACUUGCUUAUACCGAGCUCUUCUUCUCGCCGGUCCUUUGGCCUGAUUUCGAUAAGGAUAAGCUUCUAGAGGCUCUCGCUUCGUAUCAGCGCAGGGAAAGACGAUUUGGUUGUCGGAUUUGAUUCGUUGUUCAUCUCUAUUAUAUAUCCAGUUCAUCUGUGAUUUCUAUCAAACUACUUGCUCUUUGUUUCAUGUAUCAUUAAUAUAUGUCUGUAAAAUCGAAUAAACCCAGUGAUGUGUUUCUUUCUCCUUAGCUUCUCCAUCUAUGCAUGUAUCAGUUUGUCACUAAAA
Messenger RNA from Arabidopsis lyrata subsp. lyrata, 1142 nucleotides. RefSeq names its product dehydrodolichyl diphosphate synthase 1. The transcript has 4 exons. Bases 65 to 973 code for a protein of 302 amino acids. Gene Ontology annotation, cellular component: chloroplast stroma. Gene Ontology annotation, biological process: response to cold; plastid membrane organization; polyprenol biosynthetic process. Lineage: Eukaryota; Viridiplantae; Streptophyta; Magnoliopsida; Brassicales; Brassicaceae. The record is from RefSeq and is a predicted model, not a curated record.